This is a messenger RNA of Stylophora pistillata, 2342 nucleotides long. RefSeq names its product deoxyribonuclease TATDN1. Gene Ontology annotation, molecular function: 3'-5'-DNA exonuclease activity. The record is from RefSeq and is a predicted model, not a curated record. NCBI's taxonomy places the organism in Eukaryota, Metazoa, Cnidaria, Anthozoa, Scleractinia, Pocilloporidae. Gene Ontology annotation, cellular component: cytosol.
GUACUGUCUGUUUCCAAGAAGGAGCCUAGAAAUCUGUGACGUGAGUCCUGAUACUGCAAGGCUGCCAGUACAAGUCAAAUAAAAGUAUACUGAGUGAUCGUUGGUAUAAAAUGAUGGUGCAGUAUAAUCAAAUUUUGUUUUUGUUAACAAUUUCCCCUUGAAAGAUAUCGGAGUUAAUUUAACAGAUCCAAUGUUUAGAGGAAUUUAUCAUGGAAGGCAAGCUCAUGAAGAUGAUUUUACAGAGGUGCUCAAGAGGGCAUCUGAUGCUGGCAUGGAAAGGAUGAUAAUUACAGCAGGAAAUUUAUCUGAAAGUCACAAUGCACUGGAGCUUGCACAAACAAAGGAUUUUUUUCACUCAACUGUUGGAUGUCACCCAACUCGUUGCAGUGAAUUUGAACAGAAUGGUCAAGACCCAGCUGACUAUCUGCAGAAACUGAUUACAGUAGCACAGGAAAAUAAGGGAAAAGUCAUUGCUGUUGGUGAAUGUGGCCUGGAUUACGACAGGAUCCAUUUUUGUCCAAAAGAAGUUCAGUUAAAGUACUUUGAAAAACAGUUUCUCUUAGCUGAAGAAACCAAGCUCCCAAUGUUUCUGCAUUCAAGAAAUGCGCAUCAAGAUUUCAUUGAAAUCAUCAGACGAAACAGAGAUAGAUUUGUUGGAGGUGUGGCUCACUGCUUCACUGGAACCAAGGAAGAAGCAUCUGAUUAUCUGGACCAGGGAUUAUAUAUCGGUAUCACGGGUUGCUCGUUAAAGACAGACGAAAACAUCGAAGUCAUGAAGGCAAUUCCUUCAGAGAGAUUGCUUCUGGAGACAGAUGCGCCUUGGUGUGAUAUCCGUCCCACACACGCUGGCUUUAAACACGUGAAAACAAAGUUUGAGAGCAAGAGAAAGGAGAAAUGGCAGGCAGGACAGUGCGUAAAAGGACGUAAUGAUCCCGCGAACAUUGUACAAGUCUUGGAAGUUGUGGCGGGAAGCCGAGGUGAAGAUGUUCAGUCACUUGCUGAAACCGUCUACGAGAAUACAAUGAAUUUGUUUUUUAGAUAGCAGGACCCCGGUUAUUUUCCUUGCCGGGAGAAAAUAUCAAGAGAGCUGAGAACAUUUUGUUCACAUUCAAGCUUUCCUUUUUGUACUCCAGCCUUUGCAUUUGUAAAGGCACCACUGCUUUCAAAACGAGCUCAAACGGAGCUAUGCAGGUACAGAUAGACAGACAAACAGGGUAAUAGAUGGAUAGACAGACAGCUGAUAGACAGGCAGACAGGCUGACAGGCAGAUGGACAGCUGACAGACAGACAGACAAACGGGCUGUCCGACGAAUGGAUAGACAGACAGGCAGUCUGACAAAUCAAUUGUAUUUGGUUGUCAAUCAAGAAAAUUUGAUUUCAAGUUGUUGGGUAAAUAAGCUCAUUAAAAAAACAGCAAUAAUAAAAGUAAAAUUAUGUACAAGAAUACUGGAUAUUUAGAAAACAAAGUUACCCAAAAAGUAUUAAACUUUUGAAUUUGAAAAAAAAAAUAACUAGUUAUCUUCCAUUGAAAAUAACAUAGGACUUGGAAAGAAACGACUUUCGCGAAGAGUCUACGUAUGCUUGACUAGAAAAUAUAAAAGUGCUCCCCAUUGCAGGCGUUAGCGUCACUGAUACAAAAUGGGUAAAUUUGAAACUACUCUGCUAAAUAUCAAAGAAAAUCGAUUACCUGAUAGAUUUUUUUAACCAAAACAUCCUCAAGAAAUCCUUAUACGAGUAAGGUUUGUUCUUAUUGUAACAUUUGGAUAAUAGUAUCAACAAAUUUGUUAAAAAGCUUACGGCUUGAAAAAACGUCUUCAAGACAUUAUUUUCAUCAAAAAUUUCAUUAUUCGAAGUGAACCUGCAGUUCUUGUUCAGCGGAGUUGUUAGGUAAAUCGUGAUCGCGCUUUUCGGAUCAUCACCACAGCGGUCAAACGUUGGCCAUGCGUGAGAGGAUCAAUUCUGGCCGGCAAUUACCUAUGCAAAACCUCUAAGAUCAACAUAAGAAAUAACUGCUUUCUCGCAAAACAAGCGAAAUAAAAUUAAAACGUUCAUAGAAAUCCGUAGAUUCCAGACUGUUACAAAAAAAAAGGUUAUUCAAAUACGGGUGUCCUGUUAAGUUAAUUGGAGCUUUAUCAAAAAAAAUCUACGCAUUUGAAACUCCGUGUAACUCGUGUGGGACAACUUGGCUCUGACAACUUGAAAGCACACCACUAAAUCAUCAAAAGUUUUGCACAUGCGUAGACGUUUGACCGCUAUGUUUACAAGAUCCCGCUGAACUUCUCUGCUAUCUCCAUAGGUCCAUUCCGAUAGACAUGUCUGCAUUCGUUGUAGUGAAUGGUGGG